Molecule: messenger RNA, 426 nt
Organism: Lachancea thermotolerans CBS 6340
Lineage: Eukaryota; Fungi; Ascomycota; Saccharomycetes; Saccharomycetales; Saccharomycetaceae
Gene: TCA17
Product: Tca17p
Exons: 1
Coding region: 1-426 (141 amino acids)
Biological process (GO): endoplasmic reticulum to Golgi vesicle-mediated transport
Source: RefSeq, a predicted model, not a curated record
AUGACUGAAGUCAAGCCUUGUUUCAUCUCACUCAUCGACGACGGAGACCGUCCGCUACUGAUACACGUUGUCGAAGGUGCCAACGAUGAAAUAGACAAUGUGCUGAAGUUCAAUUCAUUUUCAAACAUGGCAUUGGACUACCUCGAGAGCGAUCUCUUUGAGUGGAUGAGCUCAAACCAGGAAAGCCGGGAUAUCAAGAACUUGUUCCAAUUAGAGGGUGUAUCUGUCUAUGGAAAACUUAUAAAACAAACAAGCCUGAAGAUCGUCAUUGGGUUUUCGAGCAACCUCGACUGCAAAGACGAACUCAUCCUCCACUACUUCAACGAAGUGUCGAAGCUUUAUGUCAAGUGCAAAUUCAAUCCUUUCGUGACCAGCAAUGAUGAAUUAAAAGAGCAGCUGCACAAAAGGUUCGCUGAAAGGUUCUGA